This is a messenger RNA of Prosopis cineraria, 1711 nucleotides long. RefSeq lists its product as uncharacterized. The transcript is spliced from 7 exons. Gene Ontology annotation, biological process: transmembrane transport. The coding region runs from base 312 to 1340 and encodes 342 amino acids. Lineage: Eukaryota; Viridiplantae; Streptophyta; Magnoliopsida; Fabales; Fabaceae. The record is from RefSeq and is a predicted model, not a curated record.
UUGGACUUCAAAACGUCGUCGUAAGGACGUGACCCUCUUUUUUAUUUUUUGAGCUUUUUCAAACUUUCACGGCUGGAAUGGAGAGGAACAGGCUGAAAAGCUGAGAAACUGAACUGCAGCAGAAGGAUGCGAGGAAGGAGACCCUCCUCUGAAGCACGUAAAUGCUCGAUAAAGACGUCUUGUUUUGUUCUUUGAUAUUGAAGGCUCGGAAUCUUGCGGUUGAUUUCUUUGCAGCCUAGAGCGAGACCCAUCUCUUCGCCGAAAGUGGUGAAAAGAAUUUUAGAGAGAAAGAGGGUAAAGAGGAUUACGAUAUGCAAGCGGAUACUAGGGUUGGUGUAGUGGUUGAAGGGGGGAAAAGAGGCAUCAAUUCAAGUCAAGGAGGUGUUGCCGUCGAUGGCGGUGUGAGGAAGCUGGCUUCGCAGCAGCAUUCUGACAUUGGGACUAUUUCUCAGCUUCUUGCUGGGGGCGUUGCCGGCGCUCUUAGCAAGACCUGCACAGCGCCGCUUGCUCGACUCACCAUACUCUUUCAGGUUCAAGGUAUGCACUCCAAUGCCGCAUCAUUGAGAAAAGCCAGCAUAUGGAAUGAGGCUUCGCGAAUUAUCAACGAAGAGGGAUUUAGAGCUUUCUGGAAAGGGAAUUUAGUUACUAUUGCUCAUCGUCUGCCCUAUUCUUCUGUCAACUUUUAUGCAUAUGAGCACUACAAGAAGUUGCUAAAGACGGUUCCAGGACUGCGAAAUAAUGGGGACAAUAUGAGUGCAGACCUUUGCAUACAUUUUGUAGGCGGUGGCCUAGCUGGAAUAACUGCGGCAACAGCUACUUAUCCUUUGGAUCUUGUAAGGACACGCUUAGCUGCUCAGACAAAAGUUGUCUACUAUAGAGGUAUUUUGCAUGCUUUACGAACUAUUAGCAAGGAAGAGGGAUUGUUUGGGCUUUAUAAGGGACUUGGAGCCACACUGUUGGGUGUAGGGCCCAGUAUAGCAAUUAGCUUCUCCGUAUAUGAAAGCUUGAGAACAUUUUGGCAGUCAAAUAGAUCCAAUGAUUCAACUGUUCUCGUCAGUUUAGCAUGCGGUAGCCUUUCAGGCAUUGCAUCAUCAACGGCAACAUUUCCAUUGGAUCUUGUAAGGCGACGGAAGCAAUUGGAGGGGGCGGGUGGGCGGGCCCAAGUAUAUAAUACAGGUCUCCUUGGGAUGUUUAGGCACAUAAUCCGGACAGAAGGCUUGCAGGGCCUAUACAGAGGAAUCUUGCCUGAAUAUUACAAGGUUGUUCCUGGCGUAGGUAUCUGUUUUAUGACUUACGAGACACUAAAGAUGCUUCUAGCUGAUAUUGCCACCCCUUCAUAGUCACAAAAAGCUUUUAGACUUUCGAGUUCUUUACCCAGAGAAGAAGGAGUGAAGAGCUAUUGCCUUUUUACGAAGCACAUUUUAUUUCUUGGAUCAUGGAAGUAAAUUGGAUUGCUGCUAUGGGAGACUAGGGAAUACAUUUUUACCAAUGUAUAGGAACAAUUUUUUAAUUAUAUAUCUUAAAUUUUAUUACAUAUUUAAUGGGAGUAUUAGGCGGUUAUCUCCUUCCCCCCAAAAGAUAUCAUUUUUGUAUUCUCAUGUUCUCUUCCACAUGUUUCAGUAAGUUAAGAAUUGGACACUCAUGUACUGUGGGAUUCUUGGUAAACGUUGUAUUAUCAAAAUUUAAGUUAGAGGAAGCCCUAGUUCUAGUU